This is a messenger RNA of Dichomitus squalens LYAD-421 SS1, 1317 nucleotides long. RefSeq lists its product as uncharacterized. The transcript is spliced from 6 exons. Gene Ontology annotation, cellular component: nucleus. Gene Ontology annotation, biological process: protein ubiquitination; ubiquitin-dependent protein catabolic process; mitotic cell cycle checkpoint signaling. Gene Ontology annotation, molecular function: ubiquitin-protein transferase activity. The record is from RefSeq and is a predicted model, not a curated record. Bases 1 to 1317 code for a protein of 438 amino acids. NCBI's taxonomy places the organism in Eukaryota, Fungi, Basidiomycota, Agaricomycetes, Polyporales, Polyporaceae.
AUGAACGAACCUGCACCAGAGUCCGUCCUCGACGAACGUCGUGUCGGGUCCGGGCCGAUCGGCCUGCGUGUAGCAGUACCCCAGGCAUCCACGAGCGCCACUGCGCCUCUCAAGCGGAGGGCAUCGGAGGCAUUUGAGGACGCCUCAAAUGACGAGACGAAGCACAAGAAACCGAAGGAAACGAAUGAGAAAUUGGUGGGAGAAAGCGAGGAGGGUAGCAGAGCGAGCGUGGACGGCGGUGCGCUCUCGGACAAUCUGGAGGAGGAGUUGCAGUGUGGGUGUUGCUCGGCGAUCGUGUACAGGCCGGUGGUGGUGAAUCCGUGCCAGCAUUUCUUUUGCGGAAGUUGUCUUAUGCUUUGGAUCAAGAACGGUGGUACCAGUUGCCCAGCAUGCAGGACAGUAUCUUCGAACGUAUCGUUUUCCAGGCCACUAGAGAAGGUCGUCGAUACGCUUCUGCGGCAUGCGCCAGGCAAAGCCCGGUCGGCCUCCGAACGUAUGCAAGCUGACGCCAUAUACCACCCUGGCGUGCAUAUCCGGAUUCCGAGUCCCAGACAAGCUUCGCCUGAGCCAUCCCUGUCCAGUGUAAACGGCAUGUACGUUCGACCCUGCCCGAACUGCAUCCCCGGAAACCAAUGGGGUUGGAGGUGUCCUCAACCCAUCGUCGACCCUGAUGUGGACCCGACUAACGCGUGGCCUAUCGACGAAGGCAGUCCUCCUGGGCACGGUGUUUGUGGAAAUUGCGAGAAUAUACUUGCCCUGCAAGCUCCUACGACAACCCGAUGCGAUUUCUGUCAGGUCUCGUUCUGCGGCAUUAACGUGCCUAUACGGUGCAUAGCGGGGCCAAUUCAGAACGCGCAACCUCACGGUCUGACAGACUUGAGCGACCUCAUCCAGUGCGGUGAAGUAUAUGAAUGUUUUGAAGGCAACACAGUCGAGGUCGAUAUCAUGCUGGACUAUCUGAGCGCGCAAGGUCUCACCCCCAAGCACAUCUACCGAGAGAUUAUCCAGCAUAUUCAAAAUCAACCCCGCCAGUUCGCGCCCCUCAUCGAGCUCGAGCUGUUUAUGGAUGUUCACUCUACAUCGGGUGGUGUUGAUCCCGAUCCUAGCGCGCCGCGUUCGAGGAUCUGUAGAGUGUGCGCGGCUGAGAUCCUCCUGUAUGGGCUGCGUGAUUGGUGGGUUCGUGAGCGCAAGAAGGGCUUCCUCGAGCGCCAUGUUCUGGCACGGCCGGAUUGCCCUGAGGGGAGCCAAUGCCCGAGACAGAAGCUUCACGGUCCGUAUCAUUCGCUAUCAUCGUCGCAGACGUUGGCUGGGUGCUGA